Stylophora pistillata is the source of this 1614-nucleotide messenger RNA. RefSeq names its product cilia- and flagella-associated protein 161. Gene Ontology annotation, cellular component: motile cilium. Gene Ontology annotation, biological process: cilium assembly. Lineage: Eukaryota; Metazoa; Cnidaria; Anthozoa; Scleractinia; Pocilloporidae. The record is from RefSeq and is a predicted model, not a curated record.
AGAGGAUUGUUCUAUCGUAGCAGGACAGAUUUUGGUCGAUUGAGUCUAUCAGGAGUUGCAUUUGUGGUUUAUUUCUUCCAGAUAGUUUGUACCAUAAUGAGUGUACGGACAUAUAAUCCCUCAGUUCUCAUAGGGAACUGGAAUGAAGAUAUUUGCUUGCAAGAGGAUAAGCUCAAAGAUUUUCUUGAGAAGAAAGAAAGUGGAGAAUUACUGAUACAAAAAGCCAGCAAUCUCCUUCAAAAUAUACUCAAAAAGGUCAAUCUGUCGGUAUCUCAAGAUGGUUAUCUUCAUUAUGGUGACACAGUGUGUAUCUUCAAUCCAGCAACAGAGGCAGCACUUUCAGCAAAUAUGUCUGAAAGCAAAAUGCAUGACGAAAAGAGACUCGUGGGGCCAUGUGAUGUGUCAGCUUCAAAGAUGACAGAUCCUUGCAUUCGAAAUACUUUUAUCAUAGGGCCAAGAGCAGAGGGUGAUGGAGUGUUAAGAUUUAAUGAGCCAUUCACACUGAGAACUUUACCUGGAGUCGGAGGAGAGCUCAAAUUAAUGAGUGACAGAAUAACAUUUAAUGAAUGUGCAAAGAAGUCGAGGCAACAGCUGGUUACCCUUAAGGAAGAUAUGACAUUCAUGUCUUGCUGGAAAAUCCUUUGCCAUGACCCUCAGCAGCGUCUAGAGACAGAAGGAAUGCCUGUCCCGGCAAACACGAAAGUCAUUCUAAACCACGUGAAAACCAAUCAGAACUUGGCCGCCUUGACGGAGUUUUCUUUCCGAACGCCGUUUGGAAGAGAGUUUGAGGUGGCCGCCAAAACUGAAGUAGAUUCUCAUAAGGCAGAAAAACCGUGUAAUCACUGGGUGUUUAGAACACGAGAAGUACAAGAUGCAGCGAGAGAGCACGAGUUAGAAAGAGAACAAGAAUUUAAAGAUUUACUUACAAGAGAACAAGCUGCCGAGGCCGAGGUAGCCGCUGCCCCUCCUGCAGAUGAAGCACCUGGUGCGUCUCAGGAUAAUCAGCCAGGGGGGAGCAGUGAACGUGCUCAAUAAAACCGUCAACCUUCUUGAUGAUAUGUAAUUUCAUAGCUGUUUAUAAGUACUUCUUAGUGUAUUAAAUUAAAGCGUGUGAUAUAACUUAUUGGACUUACUUAAAGAUUUAAAAUGAUUUAAGUUCUAUUAACGUAAAUCUAAAAUCAUUGGAAGACUAUAUAGAUUCGUUCUUUAAACCCUUGUUAAUGUAUCGUUCACCGCACUCGGUGAUUCUUUAUUGAAUUAGUUACAUAGCAGUUGGAAUUGUUUUCGUUUUCUUUUUUGCUUUUUUGUCAUUAGUCUCAGUCGAUUUCGUGACUAUUAAAGGCGAUAUUCAGGCUUAAUCCUUAUAGUUUGUAAACGUUCACUUUCAUUUGAAUUCUUCUUUGCAUUUUGAAGAACUUGCUAUUUCAAUCAAGCUUGUGUGAGUAAAUGAACUUAACUGUGCCAGAAUCAGAUAAAUUCAAUGAAUUGUACACUAGAUUAUAGUAAAAAAAAAAAAAAAGAAAGAAAAGUUCAAUAACUACGAAGUACGAUUUUGUUACUAGAUUUGAAACUGUACAUAGAAUAUAUGAUCCACUGCUUUGGGCAACAAAAGUA